This is a messenger RNA of Thunnus maccoyii (southern bluefin tuna), 4951 nucleotides long. RefSeq names its product PDZ domain containing 7a (gene pdzd7a). The record is from RefSeq and is a predicted model, not a curated record. The coding region runs from base 916 to 3873 and encodes 985 amino acids. Gene Ontology annotation, cellular component: plasma membrane; stereocilia ankle link complex; cilium. Gene Ontology annotation, molecular function: protein binding. Gene Ontology annotation, biological process: sensory perception of sound; auditory receptor cell stereocilium organization. The transcript is spliced from 16 exons. NCBI's taxonomy places the organism in Eukaryota, Metazoa, Chordata, Actinopteri, Scombriformes, Scombridae.
UACUGUUUUUCCUCCUGACAAAUACACUUAAACCUGAAUGUCAAGACGUGGCCAAAGAGCUGAUUAACUAUUAUGACAACUACACGGACGCAGUGUGUCACAUUGUGAGUAGCUGAUGAAAGAAACAGCGUGACACACACGGUGACAGAUGGGAUUGGGGGAGAAGUCACGACACGCUGCUGCAUGGUUCAUGUCAGCAAGCCGCCGGCUAACAAUAACUAAAACUCACACUGUAAUACACAAACUGGACAUUAACAACUACAAAACAUCCACAAAAUCAAACGUUAAGAUAGUCAGGACAAUAAACAGCUUUUUCGCGCCAUCAAAACAAACCUUUUCACUGCUCUAUGAUAUCCAUUUAAUUAAACAUGACCCGAGGGGAAUCACCAUGCAUCGCUGAUUGCUCCGCAGACUGCCCCGCAGCCUCUCAGCUGAAGCAAGGAGGAAACAAGCAGCAGCAUGGCUGUGGAGAUGGAUUCAGAAGCAACAAUUAUGGGAACUCAAGGAUUAUACCAACUUCUUUAACCUUGAAGGAAAGGUCAAUCAUGGAGGACUACUUUUUGACAUCUUUUUUAAAGAAUUACACAGUAUGUUCGUUCAGCUGUGCAGAUUUAGUCUAAGUUGGAGUUUUUUUAUAUCACAUUUUCUCCUGUGGAUCUUGGAUCAGUUUAUUUUUCACUUGAAACCAGUUUCAUUCAAUUUUAGGGAUGUUGUGUACAGCUUUGUAAGUUACCUGCUUCAGAGGGGAUCAGCUUCUCUAUUGUAUCAUCCAGUGUGGACCAGCAGGUGCUAAAAAGUCCAGUUCCCCACUACACUUGUCCCCCAACUCCUAGGCUGCACGUCUUCCAUCCUGACAUCAGACCCCAGAUCUCCUCCUGCCUGGAUGACUAAAGGAAGAGUUGCCAGACACGUAGCAUGGCUCGUUCCUCUCACUCCCCUGGCUGGAGGGAGAUGACAAAUGGAGGGGGGCACCCCCACCUCAACAAUGGAGGCCAGACAGAGGGGUCCCACAGCACCACACGCUACAUGCUGAAGAAGCAGCACCGCCACAGACGCAGAUCCUCCUCACCGAUGGGCAGGGUGAUCCUGAUCAACGCACCUGUUGAUGGUGGGGAUGACUGCGAAGACAUUCACACAGUGACAGUAGAUAAGAGUCCAGAUGGGCGUCUGGGCUUCAGUGUCCGCGGAGGCUCUGAACAUGGACUCGGCGUAUUUGUCAGCAAGGUGGAGGAUGACAGCUCUGCAGCGCAGGCUGGGCUGACUGUGGGCGAUAAGCUGGUGGAGGUGAACGGGGUCAGUCUGGAGAGCAUCACCAUGAGCAGCGCUGUGAAGGUCCUGACAGGCAACAACAGGCUGAGGAUGGUGGUGAGACGAGUGGGCAAAAUCCCCGGCAUCCGCUACUCCAAGGAGAAGACCACAUGGGUGGAUCUGAUUCACCGGCGGAUGGUGGUGGAGGAGAGCGGUCACACGCCAUCAGAGGCCAGUUCAGACAGCGCUCUCCGCAGGAUCGUACAUCUCUUCACCACAUCAGAUGACUACUGUUUGGGCUUCAACAUCAGAGGAGGCAAAGAGUUCGGACUGGGAAUUUAUGUCUCCAAGUUGGACCCAGGUGGGCUUGCAGAGCUGCACGGUAUCAAAAUGGGGGAUCAGAUCCUUGCAGCCAACGGGGUCAGCUUUGAUGACAUCACGCACAGCAAUGCAGUUGAGGUCCUGAAGAGCCACACCCAUGUCAUGUUGACCAUAAGGGAAGCUGGAAGAUACCCUGCAUACAAGGAGAUGGUGGCAGAAUAUGGUUGGCUCAAAAAAUUGGCCAAUGGAGGCCCUGCACCAUCCUCCCAGGGUUCAGAAUCUAACUCCUCUGCCUCCUCGUUGUCCUCCGGCACCCCUCUCAGCUCCCUCAGUGGUCUCUCCCAGGUCCUUUUCCCUCCUGUCUUUGGCUCUGAGAUGGUAGAUGUAGCCAUCUCCACAGAGGAGCGCUCCCGACGUUCAAGCAGCGCAGAAAGAACUGCUGACACUGCCAUACAGACUGACCCCCACCCUCCAAACUACCUGGAACACCGCUCGCCAGAUGUCUCGUACCCUGAUAGGCUGGUCACCCCAGAAACCAGUCGGACUGUAGGUGCCACAGUGCUGCUGAAAGACACACUCAUACGUGGGAAAGGGGAAGGGCCGAGGGACAUGCGUGGAGCUGGGGACGGUGAAGCUGGGGACGGUGGGCAGGGACGGAUGAGGACGCUGUCAUCAGGGGACCAGGAAGUAGUGAAACACUCACCUAAGACGGCGGCGUUGAUGGCCCUGAGCAGACCGCGGAAGCCAAUCAGACGUUCCCAGAGCCAUAUCACUGUGUCAGAAGACAGGCAGAAGAAGAAGAGACAACAGAAAGAGAAGAGCACAAAAGAGGGUAAAUCCGGCCUGCAGCGCUCCAAAACCCUUGUUAACCUGCUAUUUAAAAAAGACCGUAAAGAAAAGAGUCGCUCCAAGUCACCGUCCCACCAUGCUGACAGAGAUAAGGACAGGGGUCGUUCCUUCCAGCUCUUGACCUCCCCCAGAGAAUCCCGUGCAGGAGUUAAAGACGGCAGCCCACAGCACCGACCUGAGACCCUGCAGCACGUGGAAGACAUGGCAAAGAAGCUGCUCAGCCAGGAUGAGGUGGCCGCUGUGAUGAGACACUGUUGGCGGUUUUUGUCCGACAAUGUGAUCGAGGAUUUAGUGCGCCCCCUUUUGGCAAUCUUGGACCGUCCAGAAAAGCUGCUACUUCUCAGAGAAAUAAGAAUGCUGAUACCUACGACGGAGUUGGGUCGUUUUGACAGCAUGGUCAUGCCCUUUGAGCUGGAGGCGUACGAUAUUCUGAAAAGUCGCUCAGUGCGUUCUCCAGCUCUGCGCUCUCCUCGCAGUGGAACCCCUCGACGCCACCUCAUAACUCCGAUCCCAGACUACAGGGGUGGAUUCCUCCUGCAGCCGGUCCAGGACACAAUGAGGGAGCGUCAGUUGAUUGAGGAGUUGGAGAGACUGCGUUUGUCCGGCCAACAGUCAGGCCAUCUGCCUCCAUCCCGUGCCUUCACCCCCCUUCUGGAUGUACCUGUGGACAGCUACGCCUCCUCCACUGUGCGCUCCCGCUCCUUGAGCCCCUCACCCACCCACAGCUUCCUUCUCACAGAAUCCCCACAGAGCACCCAACGUGGGCGCCAACACAAUCGCUCCCUGAACAGGAGAGAGAACGGGGUGUCGCGGUAUGACGAGAUCUCCUUGUUGUCUGUGUCUGACCGAGGAGAUGUGACUCCUGAACAAGGGAGGUCACCUGUGAGGAACGGACGUGGGAGACCGAGGAGGGAGGUGAGUCCUGAGAGUGUCGAUGGCAGAUGGAUUAGGCAAGAGGGCUACACAGAAGUCAGCGUACGGGUUCCUUCACAGAGGCGAGCAAGAACCCCUCUGGCUGAUGUAUUUGAGCCCCCGAGAGAGAAGAGCCCCUCCACAAGUAGAGGGAGCAGUCAGCCGGUAAAUGGACAUUCACAAAAUGGUCACGGUGUGAAAAGAACAGCAACUCUGCCACCAGAGGGCUAUGAAAUCACCACUUUGACCAUCUCCAAAGCCAAGCAGUCACUGGGUAUUAGUAUCUCUGGAGGUAUGGAGUCUCGAGUCCAGCCCAUGAUAAAGAUCGAGAAGAUCUUCCCUGGAGGAGCUGCAUCAACAAAUGAGGCUCUGAAGGCAGGCUACGAGCUGCUGUCUGUGGAUGGCGAGAGUCUGCAGGGGGUGACUCAUCAGCACGCUGUGGACGUAAUUCGCCGUGCAUUCAGCAACAAGGCCAAAGACCCGAUGGUUUUUGUGGUCAAGGUCCCUUGGGUCCCAAUCAGCCCCAGGAGACCUGCUGACUAACCUCUGUGUGCCUCACAGCAAGACUGCAACUCAGGCGUGAAGGACGCCAAAACCUGCAAGUCCUGCAGGUGUGAAUAAACUACACUCCAAAAGAGGAACUGUGAGACAGGUGGAGCUGCGGUCAUAGUGAAAAGGAAUGGAUACGCAAAAGCAUUAAUCCUGAAUGAAAGGCAGAGGUUGUGACGAGAAGUACCAGGAAAUGUGUCAGAGAGAAAGGUGAACAAGAUGAAGCAGGUUUUUACUCUCAGCCGAAUGAAGAUUGUUAUAAAUCACUUUUGCUAUGAUAAAAAUGUAAUAUACUACGUUGAAGUAGAAAUGUUGCAAAUGUACAACUUUUAUAACAUUCUUAGUGUUUUUAGCAAUCGUUUUAUUAAAUGCAUACAUGGCAACUUAAGUGGACAAAAAGUAAGUAAUACUGUACGUCUUUUAUGAUAAGAUCAUGUCGUUCAUGACCUCCUCCUUGGUUGAAAUUGUGCCACUGUUUAACACGUGGCAACCUUGCCAUGACCUCUGAACAAUGUCUGAUUGUGGAGCCAGUGGUCUGUACUUUUAAGUUGGAGCAUCUCAGUCCACCAGCCCUGCAGGCCUGCCAGAGGGAGAUUACCCCAGCCUGCGUUAUGAGAUUUAUAGAUUUAUACCCAGAUUAAAGCCCUGUAUUAUGUCAAAACUGAUAGUUUGGGUUUAGUGGAUGUCUGGGGGGGAUUAUUACAAAUUGCUGCUCAGUAUUUUUGUGCUGUAUUUUUCUGGCAGAAGUGCUUGUGCUCUGGAGCAAUCCGCCACUUUAGAGGCUUAAUUACACCACGCUGUGGACUGAGCUUAUGCAGACAUGUGGAGGGGUUGGAAAAACAUGUCAAUGAGAAAUGCGGGACAUGGAGGCCAAUGGCACAGUUUAAAUCACAGUAGGGUAGAGGAGAUACGGGCAGCAAGGUAACUGGAAUAUAGUGUGCAUAGUGCCUUACUUCAGCAGACAGCCACUGGGAAAACAUUGAUAAAAUGUUACACAGACUUGGUUUUAAUAAGUGCUAGAAAAGCUGAAGGUGAAAUGUUGACAUGCAAUUAAAUUUAAAGAUGAAACUGA